CUCCAAUUUGAUGCUGCGUGAGGACUGAGGAGCUCGUGUAACUAGUAUCGCAUUGUAUGGUAUAAUUUGCGUGUCAUAAUAUAUGCUGAUCGAAAUGGAAAACUUACGAUCGUCUGAACUUGAUCGAUAUUUAUUAGAGAAUGUUAGUGAGAGUAGUGGCCUAGACAGUGACAAUGAAGAUAUAGUGCGCUUAUGUCCACGUCGGUGCGCGAAUGAAGCAAGCGACUUUGAGGUUAGUGACACAGAACUAAACUACGCCGACGUACAUGUUGGCGGGUUUAGUCUAAACAAUGGCCGGAUGUUGUAAUCGUUUCGCCCGAGCCGCUUUAUUUAGACUCCCAGAAAGAACAUCACCUGGACUUAUGCCGAUAGGAUACAACCCACUGGCGAAAAAUUGGGCUCACUUUCCUAUCCAAUUGCCAGCAAAACCAAAAAGGCAAUUUGCAACAAAAAAGUGUACAAGUUUGCUAUGAACACGGAAUCAGAUCCGAGACCAGAUAUCAAUGUGACCGUUGUGAAGUGGUAUUUGACAAAGAGUGCUUCAAAAUCUUCCACACUAAAGUAAAAAACUUCAAGUGUAAAUAUUUGUAAAUAAAUAAGACAUAUUGCCAUUCUUAUUUUAGUGAAUAGUUAUUAGAUACGUUUGGAAUAAACAAUUAGUGUUUGGAAUAUACCUAGCCAGCAACAGUCACAAUGACAAGCUGCAAAUUGAAGUUAUCUUUUCUACUUCCGGAGUGUAAUGUAAAGUAUGAUGACCUUCUUCAGAAGUUUUCUCCUCCUGUCCUUGAUAGGAGUAGCUCUGGGAUGGGGUGGCGAUGAGCUGGAAGUAUUUGAUGUUGUUGAAGAAGUGAAUCAAAACUUUUAUACUUUGUUAGGUGUACCUCAGGAUGCUGAUGGAGCUGCAAUCAAGAAAGCGUUUAGAAAGUUAUCACUUGUGCUACAUCCAGACAAAAGUGAUGCGCCAGAUGCAGAAGUUCAAUUCCGGAAUUUGGUUGCUGUAUACGAUGUGUUGAAAGACCCGGGCAAGCGCAAGUGUUACGACAAUGUGCUGGAGAACGGACUGCCGGACUGGAAGCAAGCGGUGUACUACUACCGGCGUGUGCGCAAGAUGGGCUUGCGAGAGAUGGCAGUCAUAUUGUUCGUCAUCAUUACAAUAGGACAGUACCUGGUCGGUUGGGCCAACUAUUUCGAGAAGAAACUAACAGUCGACGAGUUUCUGAACUCCAAGAACAAAAAGUCACAAAAGAAACAAAAGAAGGGUAAAGCGGAGGCAGCAUUCACUGUGGAUGAGUUUGAAGCAGUUCUCGUAAAACCCAGCAUCAAGGACACACUGCCAUGUCAGAUCCCACGGUUCCUGUGGUUCCUGUUCGUGUCAGGUCCACCACUGCUGUACCACUCGGUGUGUGACUACUGGCAACAGCGUCAGCUGAGGAAGCAACAAGAACUACAACAACAGGAAGAAUCGGAAGAAGAAGUUGAGGUGGUUCAACGAGCGCCGAGGAAACGGAAGACAUUUGUUCUCCCAGAACUCAAAGAUGAUCCUUCUGCAGAAGUAAACCAUUCCUUAAAUCACACCAAGCCUUCAACACCUACAGUCAUAUCCGGAGGUCUGUGGACCGAUGAUGAUCUACUGGAGCUGGCCAAACUAGUGAAAAAGUAUCCUGUCGGCACAACAGAGCGGUGGGACAAGAUAGGGGAGGCGAUGAACCGGCCACCGAGCGAGGUCGCCCACAUGGCACACAAACUGAAGGAUGAUGUCCUCAGGAACAUGGGACAGCGGGGAGAGAAGGAGGGAGACGGAAGUGGUGAUGAGGAGGACAACGAGAGAAUGGUGGAGGAACCUAAGAAAGUGAAGACAAGAGGGGGAAAGAUUGGAGAAGUCGGGGAGAACAGCGGGGGAAACUGGAGUCAGGUGCAGCAGAAAGCUUUAGAAGCAGCACUUGCUAAAUUUCCAAAAGGUGCUGCCAAUGAUCGAUGGGUGAAAAUCGCCAAGUGUGUACCGGGAAAGACAAAGGAGGAAUGUAUGAUUCGCUACAAAUACCUGGUUGACAUGGUGAAAAAGAAAAAGGAACAAGACGAAGCAGAAAUGAACGGGGAGACAGGCCAAAACAAUUCAGAAGGGAACACGUCCAGCACGGAAAGCGAAGUAAUGACCGAAAACACACAACAUAAUGGAGACAGUAUUACGUAACAUUCAACUCGUUAUAGUGUAUUGAAUUUUGAUAUUAAUUAAUUUAUUAUUGUUAUUGUGUUGAAUAUAAUCUUUUGUAUAUGACGGUCUUCCAGAAAUACCAAAAGUGUUUUAAAGAACUUGUGUUAUAUAGCCUGUAAAAUGACACUUUAAGGUUUAAGGAUCAAUAAAAUGGACCCUAUAUAUAAAAAAUGUCUUGUUUUUAAAACAUUGACAUUCUUUGCCUUGUAUUUUAUAAUGCUUCAUUCAGUAAAUAUUUAUGAAGUUAUCAGUA
Molecule: messenger RNA, 2465 nt
Organism: Homalodisca vitripennis (glassy-winged sharpshooter)
Lineage: Eukaryota; Metazoa; Arthropoda; Insecta; Hemiptera; Cicadellidae
Product: dnaJ homolog subfamily C member 1
Exons: 8
Coding region: 749-2191 (480 amino acids)
Cellular component (GO): endomembrane system
Source: RefSeq, a predicted model, not a curated record